AUGAUGCUGCGAGGCAUGGGGUUUGACAAUACAACCUUCCUCUAUCUUGCCUUCGGUAAAAUAUACAAUGCUACAAAAUACAUGGCUCCCCUUCGCCAGAUGUUCCCUCUUUUACAAACCAAGGACACUCUUGCAUUGUCUGAAGAGCUUGCUGAGUUUGAGGGGUACUCUUCUCAGUUAGCAGCACUAGAUUACACCGUCUGUGUUCAGAGCGAAGUGUUUGUGACAACUCAAGGGUGGAACUUCCCUCACUUUUUGAUGGGACACAGGUGUUACCUAUUAGGAGGGAAUGCAAAGGCAAUAAAACCCGACAAACGGAAGGAACCUAAUGAUUCCAUAUACACCUUCCCAAUGCAUGAUUGCAUGUGCCAACAAGAUGGAAUAUGA
Messenger RNA from Triticum turgidum subsp. durum (durum wheat), 387 nucleotides. The record is from the annotation of a GenBank genome assembly. NCBI's taxonomy places the organism in Eukaryota, Viridiplantae, Streptophyta, Magnoliopsida, Poales, Poaceae.